CGAAUCAUUCCCUGUUUCAACAGACAAUGGCUUCUUUCUCGAUAAAAGAUUUUGUUGGUGAUGGGGUUCUCAAGGAAUUGCUUCCAAAGCUUUUGGAAGAAGGUUGGGAUGACGUCCCAACUUUAAAGAUCAUGAAUUCAGAUGACAUGGAUGCGAUCAACAUGACACAGAAUCAAAAGGAUGCUCUGGAAAUCAGAACCUACCUUCAUGAUCGUGCUUUGAUGCAGUAUGGAGAUAAGCUAGAGGCCUCUAAGAAAUGCCUACCCGAGCUCCUUAACUUGCGCACAGAGGAGCUAUCUUCUCGAUUCAACAUGAAAAGGGGACAUAUUGCACGUUUCACAGAUAGAGGCAACGCAUGCACGGAUCCUCUACCGAAAUCUUACGGCCUCGCCGCGAGGCAGAACACGGCUAUACCGUCUAGAAAUAACACCAUUCUUAAGAUUCAAUCCAUAGCAAAGUCCUUUAGCAGGAGUAGCACAUACAAUAACAGGUCGCUGGAAGAAUCACUGGCCGACUUCAAGAUUAAAGAUGGAUACAUCUUUAAAGGGAUUGUUGCUGCCAGACCGGCCGAGGCUCGAGCCUGUGGUUGCGUACAACCUCCUCCGGUGGUUGACAGCGUGGCGCCUUAUGCUACUAUUGAAAACAUAUCGGUUCAGAGAUUAACUCCUGUGUAUAAGAUUGGGAUGGAGCCCUUGGUGAAAUCCAAGACUCCACCUAUGAAAGCUUCGGAACUGUGGCGGUAUAAGCCGACUGUUCUCCUAUGCAUUCGACGGCCAGGGUGCAUCAUGUGCAGAGCUGAAGCUCACCAGCUCUAUGCCAAAAAGCCAAUAUUUGAUGCAUUGGGAAUCCAAAUGCUUGCAGUUCUUCAUGAACAUAUAGAAUCAGAAGUGGGUUAUAUAUCAAGUUUUGAAGCAGGUAAAAGACUUCUGGCCACGCUAUUGGGGUGGAGUUGUGAUCUUGGAUCGUACAAUGGGAUUCUUCAAAGCUCUUGGAGGUGGGAAAUUACUUAA
Hibiscus syriacus is the source of this 1010-nucleotide messenger RNA. RefSeq lists its product as uncharacterized. The coding region runs from base 27 to 1010 and encodes 327 amino acids. The transcript has 4 exons. Gene Ontology annotation, molecular function: antioxidant activity. The record is from RefSeq and is a predicted model, not a curated record. NCBI's taxonomy places the organism in Eukaryota, Viridiplantae, Streptophyta, Magnoliopsida, Malvales, Malvaceae.